Ilex paraguariensis (yerba mate) is the source of this 366-nucleotide messenger RNA. Lineage: Eukaryota; Viridiplantae; Streptophyta; Magnoliopsida; Aquifoliales; Aquifoliaceae. The record is from the annotation of a GenBank genome assembly.
AUGAUUGAUCUAGUGGAUGUUGAGGAUAAGGGAGAUGAGAUGAAGACCGAGGUGCCUAUUCCUCCUCUCGCAACAAGACCAUUUAGUUCCAAAGUACCACCACUAGGACACACAUGUGCGAGCACUACCAUUGGGACGCAUCAGGGGUCUAUUCCACAAAGUGAGUCCCAUGCAGCAUACAUGAUUGAUCUAGUGGAUGUUGAGGAUAAGGGAGAUGAGAUGAAGACCGAGGUGCCUAUUCCUCCUCUCGCAACAAGACCAUUUAGUUCCAAAGUACCACCACUAGGACACACAUGUGCGAGCACUACCAUUGGGACGCAUCAGGUGCAUGCUGAAGUGAAAGAGAAUUGCGCUGGGUUUAGAUGA